CACUUUCAUCAUAGCGAGUAAACACUUCUGAACUGAGUUCUUACUGAGUAAACACUCUGAACUGAACUGUGAUAAUCGCGAUCAUACCUGGGAGAUAUGGCGGCUACGAAUAUCCGCAUACCGAGUCGCAUGCUGUUCAUCGACGGCGAAUGGAGAGAACCUGUCAAGAAGAAUCGUCUUCCGAUUAUUAAUCCCGCUACUGAACUAGUCAUUGGUGACAUUCCGGGAGCUACAGCGGAAGACGUGAAUAUAGCGGUGGAAGCUGCUCGGAGAGCUCUCGCCGGAGAGUGGGGCUCAACGACAGGGGCACAACGGGCGAAAUAUUUGCGUUCUAUUGCUGCAAAGGUUAAGGAGAGGAAGCCUGAGCUAGUACCACUUGAAUCCAUUGAUAGUGGGAAGCCGUUGGUGGAAGCGGAUGCAGAUAUGGAUGAUGUUUCAUCAACGAUUGAGUACUAUGCAGGCCUUGCUGAGGCUUUGGAUUCAAGACAAAAGACUCCUAUUCCUCUUCAUUUGGAGUCAAUUAAGAGUUAUGUUCUUAGAGAACCCAUUGGGGUUGUUGGGUUGAUUACUCCAUGGAAUUAUCCUUUGUUGAUGGCUAUCUGGAAAGUCGCUCCUGCACUGGCAGCUGGGUGUGCUGCUAUACUUAAGCCAUCUGAACUAGCUUCUAUUACCUGUUUAGAGUUGGGUGAAAUUUGUAGAGAGGUUGGUCUCCCCCGUGGAGCCCUUAACAUUCUAACUGGUUUGGGGCCAGAAGCUGGUGCUCCAUUGGCAACUCAUCCUCAUGUUGACAAGGUUUCAUUUACAGGAAGCUUGGCCACAGGAGUCAAAAUCAUGACUGCUGCAGCUCCACUUGUCAAACCAGUAACACUGGAACUUGGUGGAAAAAGUCCUAUUGUCAUAUUUGAGGAUGUUGGGGACCUUGAUAAAGCUGUUGAGUGGGCGCUUUUUGGUUGCUUCUGGACAAAUGGCCAAAUUUGUAGUGCCACAUCUCGUCUUAUAUUGCAGGAAAGCAUUGCUGCUGGAUUCGUGGACAGGCUUUUGGCAUGGACCAAAAAUAUUAAAAUAUCAGAUCCCUUAGAGGAGGGCUGUAAGCUUGGUCCUAUUGUUAGUAAGGCUCAGUAUGAGAAGGUGAUGAAUUGCAUAUCAACUGCCAAAAGUGAAGGUGCUACCAUUUUGUAUGGUGGAAAGCGCCCUGAGCACUUGCAAAAAGGCUAUUAUGUUGAACCAACAAUCAUUACUGAUGUGAAUACCUCCAUGCAAAUCUGGAAAGAAGAAGUAUUUGGACCUGUUCUUUGCAUCAAGACAUUUAAGACAGAAAAGGAAGCCAUUGAACUAGCCAAUGACACUGAGUAUGGUUUAGCUGCUGCUGUCUUGUCAAAAGAUCUUGAAAGAUGUGAGCGUAUGGCAAAGGCUUUUCAGACAGGGGCAGUCUGGGUCAACUGCUCACAGCCAUGCUUUUGGCAGCCACCAUGGGGAGGCAAGAAGCGUAGUGGUUUUGGACGUGAAUUAGGGGAAUGGGGACUAGAAAGCUUCUUCAAUAUCAAGCAGAUUACGACAUAUGUUUCCGAUGAACCUUGGGGUUGGUACAAGCCUCCUUCGAAGUAAAGAAACGAAGCUGAUAGUGAUGGAACUUAUGUUGAUGGAAUGCUAUGUGCAAUUGUCUUAGAGAAUAAUAAGGCAUUUAGACCACUGCACAACUUGAACAAUGGCUUGUAACUAGUCGAACCUUAUUACUUAUCUCCUAGGGAAAAAGAAAUUAAUGAUUCCAUUACUAUUUUCUCAUUUA
Ipomoea nil (Japanese morning glory) is the source of this 1786-nucleotide messenger RNA. Its product is annotated as betaine aldehyde dehydrogenase, chloroplastic-like. The record is from RefSeq and is a predicted model, not a curated record. Gene Ontology annotation, molecular function: oxidoreductase activity, acting on the aldehyde or oxo group of donors, NAD or NADP as acceptor. The coding region runs from base 97 to 1605 and encodes 502 amino acids. The transcript is spliced from 15 exons. NCBI's taxonomy places the organism in Eukaryota, Viridiplantae, Streptophyta, Magnoliopsida, Solanales, Convolvulaceae.